This is a messenger RNA of Naegleria lovaniensis, 243 nucleotides long. RefSeq lists its product as uncharacterized. The transcript has a single exon. The coding region runs from base 1 to 243 and encodes 80 amino acids. The record is from RefSeq and is a predicted model, not a curated record. Lineage: Eukaryota; Heterolobosea; Eutetramitea; Acrasida; Naegleriidae.
AUGUCUGAUCUUACACUGAAAGAUUUUGUGAGAGAUGUGUUCGUAAAGUCUGUCGAUUCCAUUGAACAUUCAGUAGUUGGAGAUUUGGUGAGCUAUGAAUGCCCGAACUGUCACAAAACUCAACACAUCAAAGAUUAUGAAGGAAAUGUAGUUGAAGGGUUGACUUGUCCUGCAUGUCAUUGCAGAAUAGAGCCCAUUGAAGAGGAAGAGGAGGAAUCGAGUGCAAAUUUAGAGAAGAAAUGA